AUGAUUAAUUGGCAAGCAUAUUUGUAUGGAACAAUAAGUGUGACAAUUGUUUCGUUAUUAUCAUUGGGAGGAGCUGUGAUUGCACCAUUGCUCAGAUCAGAGACGAAAUAUAGAUGGCUUCAUUUCUUCAUCGCAAUGGCUGUGGCAACAUUGAGCAGCGAUGCGAUUCUUCACAUAAUUCCCGAAAUUCUUGGAAUUCAUUCACAUUCACAUGGAAAUGAACUUGGGCAUGGACAUGAAGAACAUGAAGAUCACGAUCACGAUCACGAUCAUAAUCAUAAUCAUGGAUCCCUGGCUUGGUAUGAAAUCAGCAAAGAUCGGCUUAUUCUACUUCGUCUCUCUUUGGUUUGCCUGUCAAUUUAUGUGCUGUACUUUUUCGAAUUCAUCAUUUUCUAUCGAAAUCCACAGGUAACUACUUUAUUGGGAGCCGCACAGUCUUUUAACACAGGCGAUACAAAAAUAAGCAGUCCCAAAAAUAAGCAGUCCCAAAUUUCUCUGCUUCUCUGCGUCUCUUGUUGGUUAGCAUACAGAGAGAUAAAUAAGCAGACACAAAAAAUAAGCAGUCCCAAAAAAUAAGCAGUCCCAAAAAUAAGCAGUCCCAAAUUUCUCUGCUUCUCUGUGUCUCUUGUUGGUUAGCAUACAGAGAGAUAAAUAAGCAGACACAAAAAAUAAGCAGUCCCAAAAAAUAAGCAGUCCCAAAAAUAAGCAGUCCCAAAUUUCUCUGCUUCUCUGCGUCUCUUGUUGGUUAGCAUACAGAGAGAUAAAUAAGCAGACACAAAAAAUAAGCAGUCCCAAAAAAUAAGCAGUCCCAAAAAAUAAGCAGUCCCAAAUUUCUCUGCUUCUCUGCGCCUCUCAUUGAUUAGCAUGCAGAGAGACAAAUAAGCAGACCCACACACAAAACAUAGCGCUUGGCCUUCCCGUUUUUUGUCGAGCACCCUUCUAACCGAAAAUUUGAAUUUUUUGCAGAACCAAAGUGAAUAUGAAAAUGCGAAAUCCAGUGAUAGUCACGAAUCGAAUAAUAAUGAGAUCAAAAUUGUGAGUUUUCCGGGGGAUUUAAAGGUGGAGUCCGAGCAAAAAAUAAGUUGUGCUGAUUUUAAAGAGCAUGUUCUAAUUAGUACAAUCCUCGAAGGAUUUUUUCUGGAAGCUUCUCAAACAUUAAUUAAAAAAUUACAAAGUUCGAAAAAACAGUGAGAAAAAAUUUUUGUUACAAAAAUGUUCAAUUUCAGAGCAAAGACGAGAUCAGCACAACAAAAAGUGUGAGUGAAGAAUCGAAUAACAAUGAUUAUUCGGAAAAUCGAUUGAAAGGUGGACAUGAAUUGGUUACGAUUAGUGAAACAAAUAAUGAAGGUGGAACUAUUUGUGGAUUAAAGGUAAGAAGUUCUAGAUCUUAAAGAUCAGGGGAUAAGAGAAUCAGAUUUUCUAGCUUGAUGCAAAAAUUCAGAAAAUUUCGAUAAGUAAAUAUGAAAUCCCAUUUAAAAAUUAGUUUUUGGGACUGCUUAACUUUUUGGGACUGCUUAACUUUUGGGACUGCUUAUUUUUUUGGGACUGCUUAACUUUUUGGGACUGCUUAACUUUUUGGGACUGCUUAAGUUUUUGGGACUGCUUAACUUUUUGGGACUGCUUAACUUUUUGGGACUGCUUAUUUUUUUGUGUCUGCUUAUUUUUGGGACUGCUUAUUUUUAGGACUGCUUAACUUUCGGAACUGCUUAUUUUUGGGACUGCUUAACUUUUUUCAAACCUGUCGUCAACGCGGAGUCUCGUUGUUUUUUCUCCGGUUUUUUGGAGGGAAAAUGGGAAUUUUCAUACAAAAACUGGAAUUUUUCUGGUGAUGGAAAAAUAAAAAAAUAAUUCGACAAUUUUGCAGCCUCGCGCAGUCAUCAUUCUUUUCGGCGAUGGUGUUCACAACUUCGUAGAUGGUGUGGCAAUCGGCGCAUCAUUCCUCCAUUCCUACAAUCUCGGCUUCAUCACAUCAAUCGCUGUUAUCUGCCACGAACUUCCGCAUGAAAUUGGCGAUCUUGCAGUUUUAGUCGAUUCUGGUUUAUCCAUGUGCAAAGCGCUGAUUCUCAACCUAAUAUCGGCUCUCACUGCAUAUGCUGGAUUAUAUUUUGCUCUUUUGAUUGGUGAAAACAACGAGGUCAAGAUUAUUUUGCUCGCAAUCACUGGUGGAAUGUUUUUAUAUGUUGCAUGGGUUGAUAUGUUGUCGCAUUUGAAACAUGAAAGAUCUUCGAAUGAUCAUUGGUUUCUGACGUGUUCUAUUCAAUUUCUUGGGUUUAUUUUCGGGUUUUUAUUGAUUUUUUCACUUGGAUGGUUUGAAGGAGUAAUUAAAGAGACGUGGCUUUGA
Caenorhabditis angaria is the source of this 2341-nucleotide messenger RNA. Lineage: Eukaryota; Metazoa; Nematoda; Chromadorea; Rhabditida; Rhabditidae. The record is from the annotation of a GenBank genome assembly.